Molecule: messenger RNA, 1383 nt
Organism: Penicilliopsis zonata CBS 506.65
Lineage: Eukaryota; Fungi; Ascomycota; Eurotiomycetes; Eurotiales; Aspergillaceae
Exons: 3
Coding region: 1-1383 (460 amino acids)
Biological process (GO): glycoprotein catabolic process; protein deglycosylation; protein quality control for misfolded or incompletely synthesized proteins
Cellular component (GO): cytosol; nucleus
Molecular function (GO): peptide-N4-(N-acetyl-beta-glucosaminyl)asparagine amidase activity
Source: RefSeq, a predicted model, not a curated record
AUGGCGGACAGCAGGCACCACUCCCGCCGGGCACCUGCCCCAAACGCCUACGAUGCCACCGAACUGUCGAAAGAGUUUGAGCAGUUGAUGCGCACGAAACGCUUCAACAGACUACAGGAGAAUACUGGUCCUCGGUCUCGCACUCGCUCCCCGACUCCCUCCUCUCACAUGUCGCCUCCCAGAGUCUCCUAUCCGCCGCACCCUUCGCGCACACCGCCGCCGCCCCCGACCGCGGCCUUCCACCACCACCCGCCCUCUCCUCUCCCAUCCCAGCCUCCGAUGCCUUCCUGCUCAAGCAAUCCGGCGUUGAAGGGUCUCCCGAUCAUGCCCUCGCCGCCCCAGGAUCCCGCCUCGCUCAAGUUCCGCAAUCUACUCCAGGUCCUGUCCGUCACACCCACCAAGUACGAGAAUCCGGGUCUGCUCGACGAGGCGCUCGCUCUGAUCCCUCUCGACCGUCUCUAUUCCGAGGCAGAGGAGGAGAGCCAGAUCAUGCAGGCGCAGGCCGCAAGUGUCGGCGGGAAACCAGAAUGGGGAUACCAAGAUUGUGUCAUCAAGGCAUUGCUACGAUGGUUCAAACGAUCAUUCUUCCAGUGGGUUAACAAUCCACCCUGCUCGCGCUGCUUCAUGCCUACGAUCGGCCAGGGCAGAACGCCUCCGAUGCCGGAUGAGACUGCCCGCGGUGCGACCCAGGUCGAGCUGUAUCGAUGCUCCGAGCCCACGUGUGGCGCCUACGAGAGGUUCCCGAGAUAUUCGGAUGUCUGGCAGCUCCUGCAGACGCGCCGUGGUCGGGUUGGCGAAUGGGCCAACUGUUUCAGUAUGUUCUGCAGAGCUGUCGGAGGCCGCGUCCGAUGGGUGUGGAACUCGGAAGAUCACGUCUGGACGGAGGUCUAUUCGGAACACCAACGCCGUUGGGUUCAUGUCGAUGCCUGUGAGGAGGCAUGGGAUCAACCCCGUCUAUACACCGAAGGAUGGAACAAGAAAAUCUCUUACUGCAUCGCGUUUUCGAUCGACGGUGCGACCGACGUAACGAGAAGAUACGUGCGCUCCCCCGCCAGGCACGGCGCGCCUAGGACCCGUGUCUCGGAAGAAGUUCUGCUUUGGGUCAUCCACGAGAUCCGGCGGAUGCGUCGCGAAACUAUCAGCCCCUCCGAUCGCAAGCGCCUCAUCAAGGAAGACGAGCGUGAAGAGCGGGAGCUUCGUGCCUACACCGUGGCGGGCCUGGCGGCCGAGAUCAACGGUCUUUUGCCAUCCGGCUCGACCAACCGCCGACCAGAAGAUCAGAAAGUGCCUGCGUCCAUUCAGGACGGGGCGAUGGAGUGGCUCAAUGCGCGGCAGCGAGGUUCGGGCCAUUCGGGCUCUGAUCGCUCGCGAGACGGACGAUAA